Messenger RNA from Rhodotorula graminis WP1, 2746 nucleotides. RefSeq lists its product as uncharacterized. Gene Ontology annotation, biological process: cell motility; intracellular signal transduction; phosphatidic acid biosynthetic process. The record is from RefSeq and is a predicted model, not a curated record. The transcript has 16 exons. Gene Ontology annotation, molecular function: D-type glycerophospholipase activity. Bases 48 to 2606 code for a protein of 852 amino acids. NCBI's taxonomy places the organism in Eukaryota, Fungi, Basidiomycota, Microbotryomycetes, Sporidiobolales, Sporidiobolaceae.
GCGCUCUCUCCCGGCCCAGUCAAGCCCUCGACCCCGUCAUCAUCGAGAUGAGCAAGUUCAUGAACAAGCUCAGCGACAAGUUCGACGACCUGUCGACCAAAGCCGAGCGCUUCAAGGAGACCGUCGCGUAUGCCGUCAACCCGGACCACCGCCACGACGAGGAGCACGAGAAGGCCGAGGACGAGGCGCGCAUGCAGCUCAGGCGGGAGCACCGCUUCGAGUCGUUCGCACCGGUGCGCGACGGCAACCUCGCCAAGUGGUACAUCAACGGUCACUCGUACUUCUGGGCCCUGAGCGAGAUCAUCGAGAACGCCAAGGAGACCAUCUUCAUCGCGGACUGGUGGCUCACGCCCGAGCUCUUCCUGCGUCGCCCGCCCGAGGCGCACCCCGAGUUCCGCCUCGACCGCCUCCUCUUGCGCAAGGCCGAGCAGGGCGUCGACAUCUACGUCAUGGUCUACAAGGAGGUCGUCCAGUCGAUGUCUAUGAGCAGCGCGCACACCAAGCACCACCUCGAGGACCUUCACGAGCGCAUCCGCUGCGUGCGUCACCCCGACCACCUCGGCGGCGAGGUCACGCUCUUCUACAGCCACCACGAGAAGAUCGUCGUCGUCGACAACCUCGUCGCCUGCAUCGGCGGCCUCGACAUCUGCUUCGGCCGGUGGGACACUGGCGCGUUCCCGCUCGCCGACCUUCACCCGACCGACAUGUCGCGCACGAUCUUUCCCGGGCAGGACCUCAACAACGCGCGCAUCCAGGACUUUGUCGAAGUCGACAAGUGGGCCGCCAACAACCCGCAAAGGACCGAGGCGGCGAGGAUGCCGUGGCACGACGUUCACUCGAUGCUCGUCGGGCCGGCCGUUCUCGACAUCUCGCAGCACUUUGUCGAGCGUUGGAACUUCAUCUGCGGGCUCAAGUACCGCCACAAGUCGCGCUACCCGCUCCUCGCCUUCCCGCACAUCGACGGCCUCAACGACGGCAUCUCGCGCCAUCCGCACUUUGAGCGACUCAAGGAGGAGGGCCGUCACUACUUCUGCCACCACAAGGAGCCCGGCGAGGAGGGUGCGCACUCGCCUCCUGUCGGCGGCACUGGCCUCAAGGGCUCGGCUCGCGUCCAGGUCCUGCGCAGCGCGAGCGACUGGUCGCACGGCAUCCACCCGACCGAGGCGUCGAUCCAGGCCGCCUACUGCCAGAUGAUCGCCGAGUCAAAGUCGUUCGUCCUCCUGUCGAACCAGUUCUUCAUCACGAGCGCCUCGUCCGACCCGAAGAGCCCGGUCAAGAACCUCAUCGGCCAGGCCCUCGUCCAGCGCGUCCUGAGCGCGCACAAGCGCGGCGAGAAGUUCAAGGUCGUCAUCAUCAUCCCGGCCAUCCCGGGUUUCGCGGGCGACCUGUACGGCAACUCGGGCACGCUCGCCAUCCUCGGCGCCCAGUACUUUUCCCUGUCGCGCGGCGGCAACUCGAUCUUUGAGCUCCUCGAGCGCGAGGGCGUCAAUGCGAGCGACUACAUCGAGGUCUACAACCUGCGCUCGUUCGACCGCCUCAACUACGACCCGGAGCGCAUCAAGCGCAUGGAGGAGGCGUCGGGCGUCACGCUCUUUCAGGCCCAGGCUGCUCUUGCGAGGGUCUACCUCGGCCAGGACGCUCUCGCCUCGGAGCUCGAGAAGAACAAGACGGUCAAGUUCACGAUCCCGCAGGAGGGCGGCGAGGUCCAGAUGCUCGACGGCAAGGACAACAAGGGCAAGGCGGCCAAGCCCAACCCGGUCGUCCAGGUGCCGCUCCCGGCGUCGUACGACGAGGCGUGGGCCACGAUCCGCCGCUUCGAGGGCGCCGACUCGAUCCGCGACAGCAUCGCCGACUCGAUCUCGCACCUGAGCCAGGCCGGCACGGGCUCGGUCGUCGACGAGCCGUGGAGCGGCGACGAGGCGAGCGAGCGGCGCGCGUUCGUCACCGAGGAGCUGUACAUCCACAGCAAGCUCCUCAUCGUCGACGACCAAAGGUGCCUCAUCGGCUCGGCCAACAUCAACGAGCGCAGCAUGCUCGGCGACCGCGAUUCGGAAAUCGCCGUCGUCAUCGAGGACUUCGACGACCUCAUCCCUUCGCGUCUCGACGGCAAGCCUGUCAUGGUGUCGCGCUUCGCUGCGACGCUCCGCCGCCAGCUCUACAAGGACCACCUCGGCCUCUCGGCCCCCGAGAUGUGCCCGCCUGUCGGCGACGAGCCUGUCACGGCGUCUAUGCGCCCUGUCGGCACCCUGCACGACGACGCGACCGGCUCCCAGGAGGACGAGCUCGUCAUGGACCCGCUCGACCCGCGCACCGAGGCGCUCCUGCGCGACACGGCGGCGAGGAACGCCGAGAUCUUCGACGACCUCUUCCACUGCGUCCCGUCCAAGAACGUCGAGACCUGGGCUCAGUACAAGGCGUUCGUCCCGCAGGCACCCAUCAAGCCCGGCCACAUCGCGAGCCUCGACAUGCCCGUCUCGCACAUCAAGGAGCAGCUCUCGCAGAUCAAGGGCCACAUCGUUACCUGCCCGCUCAACUUCCUCAAGGGCGAACGCCUCUACGAGCUCAGCGCCGAGGUCAACAAGGCGACGCUCCCGAUCUACCUUUGAGUGUGUGCGUCGGGUGACGAGAGCGCCGUGUGUGUCGGACGAGUCGAAGAACCGGGUCGACGAGGAGAAGAAGCUUGUCGUACAUAGCUGUGGACAUUCUGUUUCGCGUCUGCAUCACAUUUUCCUCGUUUACGUCUCGU